Molecule: messenger RNA, 1554 nt
Organism: Gastrolobium bilobum
Lineage: Eukaryota; Viridiplantae; Streptophyta; Magnoliopsida; Fabales; Fabaceae
Exons: 1
Coding region: 1-1554 (517 amino acids)
Source: RefSeq, a predicted model, not a curated record
AUGGAUGGAGCGGCUGAAGAAUGGUUUCAUUGGAUGGAUAGGAGCCAGAGACUAACAACUUGGGAUGCCUUCAUAGUAGCACUACGAUCCAGGUUCGGCCCGUCCAGAUAUCGAGAUCUCAGAGGUGAAUUAGGGAGAUUGACACAGCAUACAACAAUAGAAAAUUAUCAAAAAGAAUUUGAACGGUUAUCCAACCAAAUCAUAGGAAUUAAUGACAUUUCCUUACAAAGUUAUUUUGAGAAUGGUCUAAAAUCGGAGAUUCGAAAAGAGGUUCGAAUGCACUUACCAGAGUCGUUGCAGAAUGCUAUUGAGCUAGCUAAGGUGGUUGAGGAUAAGUUGAGUGAUAGAGCUCCUGCACGCUUGGGGUAUCAGAAAUUUUUUUCCAGUAAUCAGGUAGUUAGACCUCAACAGGGUUUACUGCCCACACCAAACAAAGGAGUGGUCAACGCGGCUGGAUCGUCCAGAGAUACCAUUCCCAUUAAACGCUUGUCAGCUGCAGAAAUGAUGGAAAAAAGAGAAAGAGGCCUAUGCUACUAUUGUGAUGAAAAAUUUCACAGGAACCAUGUCUGCAAGGGAAAUAUGUUGUUAAUGAUGAUCCAAGAAGGUGAAGAGGAGGAAAAAGAUGAGGAAUUGGAAGUUACCAAUGAGAAAAUUGGGGGUGAGGAAGAAAUACCUGGCAUUAGCUUACAUGCCAUGGAUGGCCAAUAUUCUUCUAGGACACUACGGUUGAGAGGAGUCAUCAAUAAGAAAACGGUCCAAGUGUUGGUAGAUGGAGGAUCUACUCAUAAUUUUGUGCAAGAGAGGAUGGUCAAAUUUCUUGGGCUGGAAGUAAAACCCAUCACUCAGUUCCAGGUACUAGUGGGCAAUGGAGCACGCUUGGGGUGUAAAGGAGUCUGUCAACAGAUAGGACUGAACUUACAAGGACACAUGUUCUUACCAGAUUUAUUUGUGCUCCCAAUCCAAGGAGCUGAAGUAGUGUUGGGCGUUCAAUGGCUGUCCGAGUUUGGAGAUGUGACUACCAACUACAAUAAUCUGGUUCUGAAAUUUGAGAGAGCAGGAAAACUGAUUGAGCUACAAGGGGAGAGUAGGUUGCAGGUGGAACCCAUCGAGUUACAUCAACUUCGAAAACUGACACAUUCUGAUGCUGUGGCCACCUACUUCCAAAUGCAGACUAUUGACCACCAAUAUUCAGCAGACCCAUAUGAGGAGAAAGAUUGCCACCCAUUGAUACAACCAGUGUUACAUGAGUUUGAAGAUAUCUUUGAAAAACCAACACAACUACCACCCAUAAGAUUGGAGGAUCACCGAAUCCAUUUGGAGCCUGGAACCAAGGCAGUGAAUGUUAGACCCUACAGGUACCCUUAUUUUCAAAAAUCAGAAAUUGAAAAGAUGGUUAAAGAGAUGUUGGAUACCGGAGUUAUAAGGCCUAGCUUGAGUCCCUUCUCUUCCCCAGCCUUAUUGGUCAAGAAGAAGGAUGGAACUUGGAGGUUCUGUAUUGAUUAUAGAGCUUUAAACCAAGUCACCAUUCCGACCGUUUUCCAAUUCCCACAGUAG